This is a messenger RNA of Maylandia zebra (zebra mbuna), 2255 nucleotides long. It is a transcript of the gene manf, whose product is annotated as mesencephalic astrocyte-derived neurotrophic factor. Gene Ontology annotation, cellular component: endoplasmic reticulum. NCBI's taxonomy places the organism in Eukaryota, Metazoa, Chordata, Actinopteri, Cichliformes, Cichlidae. The record is from RefSeq and is a predicted model, not a curated record. Gene Ontology annotation, biological process: dopaminergic neuron differentiation; neuron projection development.
CCACACUGAUCGUUCACUUUACCGGCGUCUGUGCAGAAGCGGCUGCGGUCCAUGAGUGCGGAGUCUCCCUGUCCAACAGCGGUUAACCGGGCGGCAUUCUGAGUGUUUAUCCUCGCAGAAAUGUUGUGUUUGAGCGGGUUGUCGGUGGCGCUCGCCCUCGCUCUCGUGCCGGGUUCCUCCGAAGCCUUGAAGGAAGGAGACUGUGAAGUGUGCGUGACCUUCCUGGGGAAGUUUUAUCAGUCGCUGAAGGACAAGGAUGUAAAGUUUAACAGCGCAGACAUCGAGAAGGCGCUCACGGCGAGCUGCAAAGACACCAAAGGCAAAGAAAAUCGCUUUUGUUACUACAUCGGUGCAACGAGUGACGCGGCAACCAAGAUGAUCAAUGAGGUUUCCAAACCGCUCAGCUACCACGUCCCCGUGGAGAAGAUCUGCGAGAAGCUCAAGAAGAAGGACGGCCAGAUCUGUGAGCUGAAAUACGAUAAACAGUUGGACCUGACCUCAGUGGACCUGAAAAAGCUUAAAGUGAAGGACCUGAAGAAGAUCCUGGAGGAGUGGGGCGAGUCGUGCAAGGGCUGCGCUGAAAAGUCCGACUUCAUCCGCAAAAUCACAGAGCUGAUGCCCAAGUACGCGCCGGCAGCCGCCAAUGCACGGACAGACCUGUAAAAACAUAAAUAUAUGGACUCUGAUCAGACUGCAAUCCAGCGCAGAGAAGAAGGCGGAGCGGGAGUUUUGUUGGGCAUGCUUGUUUUGUUUUUUUAAUAUUUGAAGAGGCAGUUUCAGAAGUAUAGAUGUUAGCGUAGUCCUGAUCUGUACUUCUAAGUGAGGGAGAGCCAGCAGCAGCUGUAGUUAAUAAUCUUCACAGUGACUGCCUAAAUAAGACCUCCAGUUUUCUUCACCACAUUGACUCGGAUGUUUAUAAAUUCUAAGUGUGUGCGACUGAGCCGUGAUGAGAGAAAUUCAAACAGUAAGAGGAGCCUGGAGUGACCGAGGAGCCAAACAUGGAGAAACCUGUAACGAGUUACCUGUACAUUUAUGUGAAGAUCAAAACAGGAGCUGCUGAUGGAGAAUUCGGCUACUUUUCAUUUGUCUAAAUGUCAAAAAAUAAUAAAUCCAGACUAAAAUAAGAUGAUUGGGUUUGGAUCUCCUGAUCGUUGCCAUCGUAUUGGUUCCCAAACAGGUGCUCAGAGCGGCGUUUCCUUUAAAUUGGGGAAAAUACUCAGAUACAGAAAAGAUACCAGAGCUAGGCUCAUGUGGCGGAGAGGAGGAGAACACGGGGAGAUGAUGUUACCUGGAAGUUUUCCUGAGGAGGAGACGUUUAAAGUUUCUGGUCGGAGAAGCUCCUCCCACAGAUCCCCUCUGACAUGAGCUCCGCUGUUUCCAUGGUGACUGCAGGACGGGUGGAUGUACUGAGACUUGUGGGUGAUCCUGACAUACUGAGUGUUUGUUCAGCUCCACCCUGCCGUGAUCUGUUUCAGGAAAGCUGCAGUUUGUGUUUCUGUUCUCGUUAGAUUGAAGGUCUCUGCAGAAUCGUCCCGUCACCUUCUCGGCCAGUGAGAAAGCUCCGCCUCCCUCAGGUUAAAAUGACGGUUCAGGCCCCUCCCUCCCUCCUCCACCAUCCUCUCUGGUGUCAAGUACAGAAAAAACCCUGCUUUUCCCUGGAACGUUCCCACUUCUACUGCGCUGUUUGGAUCAUUUGUGCUUGCCGCUCGGGUUUGUUAGGAUUUACGAGUGGCCCCGGGUCGAGUGCGGCGCUGGACUUCACGGCUCUUGGAAAAAGAUUAGCACAAAACUUCAAACCACCGAUGACAAGUGUGGGUGACUGUCAGCAAAGCAGGAAACUUUAUUUAGGAUAAUAUUUAAGGGUUUUUUCUCUUCAAUUUCUAAUAAAUAAAUACAGUUUCUGACUUUUUUACAUCCACCUUUGAUGUCGCUCACUCAGACACUUCAUGUGUUCGUGGUCCCUAAACGUUGGGAAACAACCAUUUACCGUGUUCUCUCUCACAUGUGGUGGAACUGAACUGCCCCUCCACUCUGGACUGCGGCGGCGUCUCGAUGGACGCUGGAUGAAACUUGUUUUGUUUGACAUAAACGGAUGACCUGUAGCUAAAGGUGGUGAUAAAAGCUGUGUGUGAUGCUUCAUAUGAAAAAUGAAAACUUAAAAUAUGCUGUUGUCUCACAGUGACUUUUCAUGUAAGGCAGUGUCAUUUGUUACAACUGUACUAUUCUACUUUUUCAUUAAAAUAUGAAAAGCUCCA